Agelaius phoeniceus (red-winged blackbird) is the source of this 2146-nucleotide messenger RNA. It is a transcript of the gene NMNAT1, whose product is annotated as nicotinamide nucleotide adenylyltransferase 1. The record is from RefSeq and is a predicted model, not a curated record. NCBI's taxonomy places the organism in Eukaryota, Metazoa, Chordata, Aves, Passeriformes, Icteridae. Gene Ontology annotation, cellular component: nucleus. Gene Ontology annotation, biological process: NAD+ biosynthetic process. Gene Ontology annotation, molecular function: nicotinate-nucleotide adenylyltransferase activity; nicotinamide-nucleotide adenylyltransferase activity.
CUGUAGGCAUAUUUUGGUAUCUGUUAGUGCAAGUGGCUGGCACCAACAUUGUCCACUUGGCUCCGUGGCUGUGAGCAAAGGCCAUGGAAGAUCCUGACACGAAGACUGAAGUGGUGCUGCUGGCCUGUGGGUCCUUCAAUCCCAUCACCAACAUGCACCUGAGGCUGUUUGAGCUGGCUAAAGACUACUUCCAUGAAACAGGAAAAUACAAAGUAAUCAAAGGCAUCAUUUCACCAGUGGGUGAUGCAUAUAAGAAGAAAGGUCUGAUCAGUGCGAAUCACCGAGUGACUAUGGCAAAACUGGCUACAAAAAACUCAGAUUGGGUGGAAGUUGAUGAUUGGGAAAGCUGCCAGAGCGAGUGGUUGGAAACACUCAAGGUUUUAAGGUAUCAUCAUCAAAAGCUUCUCUCUGCCGAUGUCACUAAUAGUCUGCAGGAUGAUGUACCCAUAACAAAGCUGGGACGGAAGAGAAGACAGGAACCAAACAGGCAUGAGCCCAUUAAAAAGAAAAAUCAGAGUCCAGUUGUAAAAAGUGUCCCACAGGUUAAACUGCUUUGUGGAAGUGACAUGCUGGAAUCUUUUGGAGUCCCCAAUCUGUGGAAGCUGGAGGACAUCACUGAAAUUGUGGAAAAACACGGCCUUGUGUGUAUCAGUAGGGCCGGAAACAAUGUUCAGAAAUUCAUCUACGAGUCGGAUAUUUUGUGGAGACAUAAGAAUAACAUUCACCUCGUGGAAGAAUGGAUCACAAAUGAUAUUUCCUCCACCAAGAUCCGCAGAGCCCUGCGGAGGGGCCAGAGCAUCCGUUACCUGGUGCCCGAGGUGGUGCGGGCGUACAUCGAGAGGAACGGGCUGUACAGCGCCGAGAGCGAGGCCCGCAACGCGGGGCUGCUCCUGGCCCCCUUGCAGAAACACGCCAGCGACCCCAGGAGCUCACAGCACUGAGCAGCUGACCCACUGCUGCUCUGAGAGAACUACAUUGCAUACAGGAAAGUGUGUUUUCUAGGGGCUGGCUGGGGCCUUUCCUUAGGGAAAGAGUGGGCUAAUUCCGUACAUCUGUAGUUAGCAAUGGGGCUUGGUGCACUCAGUGAUUGGAUGUACACAACUUUUUUCAAGUCCAGUAAUAAGAUUUUCACAUUUUAAUGUUUUGUCCCAGUGCACUGAAGGGAGUAUAAGAAUUCACAUCGGUACAUGAAAAUUGCAAAUUAUAACAAAUGAAAAUGUUCUGAUUGGUUUUAACUCAAACUGCUCUGCUGUUUAUAAAAUGAUAACACAAAUAUUUUUAAUAACUUACAGCGUCUUAACAAAGUUAUCUGGUUUCAAGAUGUACCAUUUACUUACAGUAAAUCUAUGUCAUUUUUUUUUUAAUUGUCAACAUGUGUCACCUCAAAAAAAUUAUUUGGCUCUAUCCUGGAAAGGUAGAAUUUCCUCCUGGCUGAAGUGGUGCUAGGUAUAGCAUGCUUUGAGCUGCUUGCCUUUGAGAUAUGCAGCUGCUUGUUUGUUGUCAUGCAAUUUGCUUCCAGAAAUGUCUUGUACUUUACUUUUCUAUUCAUGUUUCCAGGGCUGUAAUGUUAAGCUCAGAAUCGUUUCUGAUGGAAGGACAAACCUACCUCAGGAACUGGUUUAAAGCCAUUGAUUUAAUAGAUAGAAAUUAAUAAUAGUGUCACAGAUUCUGAGACACUUGUCCCUUUAUUACAAAUAACGCAUUGAUUUCAAAUAAUAAAGUUUCUUUUACUUUUGAGCCAUAAAUAGAAUAUAAUUAUAUUUAGCCAGAAUUGUUUUCUGUUAGUAGAGAGAAAAUUGUAGUAUAUCAAUACUGCUCCUAAGUGAAAUACUUUUCUUUUCUGGAAAUCUGGUUUUGAAUCUAACAGGGUAUUGUCUAUAUUAUGUGAACAUAAGCUAGAGAGGCACUGUGACUGUUGUGGUGAUAGAAUUCUAACUCCUUUUAUUUUAUUUGCUGCUAUCUCAUUUUUGUUUGGAUUAUGUGCCUUAUUAAGAAUGCCAAGGUUUGCAAGCCACUUCUCAUGAAUCAACAACUCUCUAGAGGUCUUUGUGUGAGGUUUAAGUACUGAUUUACAGAAAGAAGGACCACACCCCAGCCUAUCUGCAUAAUUUAAAUUAAAAUGUUAUAUCUGGACUUUGGCACAGGA